CCCCACACUGCCUCUUUGACCACUACAGCUACCACUGCCCAGCUCCAGGAUAACUACCAGCCUUACUGAGACCGCUCUUCUCGGACCCCUCUACUCUGCCUCGUACCUCUCUGCCCCUCUCCUUUGAUUAGCAUAUGACUGCAACCAUGGCUGACAUCAACAAUGGUUAUGAACAAAGGUUUCAGGCAAACGGACAUCAUAAAGAGAUUGACCUGAUCAACAGAGACCCCAAGCAAGUCAACGAGGAUGUAGUGAAGGUGGACUUUGAGGAUGUGAUCGCUGAGCCUGAUGGGACUCACAGUCUGGAUGGGGUGUGGAAAGCCAGUUACACCACCUUCACUGUGUCCAAAUACUGGUGCUACCGCAUCCUAUCAGCCAUUUUGGGGAUCCCAGUGGCUCUGCUGUGGGGCUUCCUAUUCGCUUGCCUCUCCUUCUGCCACAUCUGGGCCGUUGUGCCAUGCAUUAAAAGCUGUCUGAUCGAGUCCCAGUGUCUGAGCCGUAUCUACUCCCUGGCCAUCCACACCUUCUGUGACCCCCUAUUCGAAGCCCUGGCAAAAAUAUUCUCAAGUGUUCGAGUGGUGCUACGGAAGGAGGUGUAGGGUUCAGAAGCAUGGGAAUGGGACAGGGAGGAAGUGGUUAGGCUGCUCUCCACCCAUUUGUUAGCAGAUGCUCUCAGCUACAUUAACUUACAGUUAGUGAAUUCAUCUUAAGAUAGCUAGCUGAGACAACCACAUAUCACAGUUGUAGUACAUUUUCCCUCAAUAAAUAAGUUAUCAGCAAAUACAGUGCUCGUAGGAAAAGACAACUGUAUGGUUUUUUUUUGGGGGGCUGAGAUGUCUUAUUUAAUAUGGUCUUUGUAGAGGAAGGGUUUCAGACAUUUUUUCGGGAAGAUGGGCAGGGACUCUGCUGUCCUAGCAUCAGGAGGAAGCUGGUUCCACCAUUGGGGUGCCAGGACAGAGAAGACUUUGACUGGGCUGAGCGGGAGCGGACCUCCUGUAGGGGUGAGACGAACAGGAGGCCAGAGGUGCCAGAAUGGAGUGCUCUGCAGUAUGCCACGUAGGCUACUUCCCUGGCCUCCUGUCUGACUGCUGAUGCUGGGUCUGGGUCUGACCCAUCUUUCAAACAUGUGAUAGACAGAGAUUAUUGUGUUCAAUCAGAAGACAAGAAGAAGAGUGCUCGCAUCUGGGUGCCAUAGAUGGGGAGGUAAAUCCAUAGUCUAUACAACAUGGUACACUACAAACAACACUCAUCCAUGCUUGAUUGAUUGAUUUGAUACUUAAGUAUAUUCCAUGGUCCUUUCUCACAUGUUGAUGCUGCAAUAAAUGACUUGUUUAAUGUU
Messenger RNA from Oncorhynchus tshawytscha (Chinook salmon), 1339 nucleotides. RefSeq names its product caveolin-3. The transcript is spliced from 2 exons. Gene Ontology annotation, cellular component: caveola. Gene Ontology annotation, molecular function: molecular adaptor activity; transmembrane transporter binding; connexin binding. NCBI's taxonomy places the organism in Eukaryota, Metazoa, Chordata, Actinopteri, Salmoniformes, Salmonidae. Gene Ontology annotation, biological process: caveola assembly; regulation of membrane potential. The record is from RefSeq and is a predicted model, not a curated record. The coding region runs from base 135 to 599 and encodes 154 amino acids.